Molecule: messenger RNA, 1219 nt
Organism: Gordionus sp. m RMFG-2023
Lineage: Eukaryota; Metazoa; Nematomorpha; Gordioida; Chordodea; Parachordodidae
Product: MOB kinase activator 2-like
Exons: 6
Coding region: 87-872 (261 amino acids)
Biological process (GO): signal transduction; positive regulation of protein phosphorylation
Cellular component (GO): nucleus; cytoplasm
Molecular function (GO): protein kinase activator activity
Source: RefSeq, a predicted model, not a curated record
GAAUAAAAAAAUAAAAUAACUUUAUAUGACACCAUUUAUUGCUGUUAAAUAAUGGCUACAAAUUAAUCUUAAUUUUAUUCUUUCAUAUGGAUUGGCUUAUUGGAAAAUCCAAGAAAAAAGACAAAGAACAAAAUUACUUAGAAAAUUUGCAACAUAUAGGAAGCAUCAAAAACAAACUACCUCUAUAUCUUGAGCCAUGUAAUUGUACUACAGCAUUUCUUUCUGUUUCUGAGAUAAAGGAAUUAGUAUUUUUACCACCUGGCAUUAAUCCUAAAGAAUGGAUAGCACUUCAUACUUAUUACAUCUUCGAAAAUGUAAAUUUGCUAUACGAAGUCAUUUCUGAAUAUUGCACUCCCAUAACUUGUCCUACCAUGGUCGGCGCAGGCAAUGUCAUCUAUCCAUGGAUAGACGAAAAGGGAAAGAAGACAAAACUUUCGGCACCUUUGUUUGUGGAUCAUGUCAUGACCAGUAUCCAGAAAAUCAUUUUAGAUGAAAAUAUAUUCCCAACCAAAUACGGCAAUCCCUUUCCUCCCUCUUUCGAAACCCAAGCCCGCAAAAUCACUCGUUGGCUUUUUCAAGUGACUAGCCACUUGUAUAGUUCCCAUUACUUUCAAGCUUUAGGUUUGCAAGGCAUUCAUUCACAUCUCAAUACACUAUUCGUUCACUUGCUUUUGGCCUUUUCUCUCGAGGAACCACUUUCUCUCCUCUUGUCCGAUAACGAACCUUUAGCCGAACUGGCAACCAUCCUGAAAGUUGACGGAGAAAAGGAAGUUGUGGUGGACGGGUUUGAUACAAUUCCGCGCGACGUCGAAACUGAGGAAAAGAUUCAAAGUACUUUCAAAGGCGAUGAAGUUAGAGAGGAGACAAAUUGAUGAUUUCAAUAGAAGCUUAUCAAUGACUUACCCGCCACACCUGCCUGCAAUUAUCUUAAAGCUGUAAACGGAAUUCGGUGAUUGUGAUUCUUAUUAUAAAAUUGAAAUUUGUAUUUUAUAGAUAACAUAAAUCUUCCUGUUUUCUAAACAAAGCAACUUUGCUUAGGACACUAAAAAGAGAAUAAAUUACUUGUAAAAGGGGCACUUAAUAGGUUUAAUAAUUCUCUAUAUGUAAUUUAAUUUUUGUUUAAUAUAUUCUGAUACUAUUUAAUAUUUAUAUUAUAAAAUUGCGUUUUUUGGAUAACUUAUUGAAUAAUAACUGUAUUUUUUUAUAUAAAAAAUUUAUA